CGCCGAUCGACGUUUCCACGGUAACAGCAUAAAAACAGCUCGGCUAAACCUCCGCAGGUUCCGGAAGGAAAAGACAAACUGCGUCAAAAGUGGCCCGCCGAAGGUUCGUUAUCGGGGAUAUUACGUCGCCAGAGAGGAUCGGAACCAGUCAGGAUGUCCAGUGACCUGGCCGGGGUGUGGGAGGUGGCGCUGAGCGACGGAGUCCACCGGAUCGAGUUUGAACAUGGGACCACCACCGGGAAGAGGGUCAUCUAUGUGGACGGGAAGGAGGUUGUGAGGCGGGACUGGAUGUUUAAACUGGUCGGGAAGGAGACCUUCAGCGUGGGCCAGACCGACACCAAAGCCACCAUCAACAUAGACGCGGUCAGCGGCUUCGCCUACGAGUACACGCUGGAGAUCAACGGGAAGAGCUUGAAGCAGUACAUGGAGAACAGAUCCAAGGUCACCAGCACCUGGCUGCUCAACCUGGACGGCAUUGACUGCAGAGUGGUUCUGGAGAAAGACACCAUGGAUGUUUGGUGUAACGGAGAGAAGAUCGAGACCGCGGGGGAGUUCGUGGACGACGGCACGGAGACACACUUCACCCUGGGAGACCACAACUGCUGCGUGAAAGCCGUGAGCAGCGGGAAGAAGCGAGACGGCAUCAUUCACACCCUGCUGGUCGACGGCACCGAGAUCGCCGAGUGCACCGAGUGACGGCCGCUGCGUCUGAAUGGCACCGCUGACCGGGCUGGGCAGGGAGCAGACUGUGAAGGGUUCCUUUAAAAUGGCGGGACGGCAGCAGGCGGGGGGGCCGUCCACGCCGCAGAUAUCAUAGCCUCACGGUCUGUGUAGUUAGAGGACGGGAGCCGCUGUCCGAGCAGCUAGAAACGUCAAUCAUAGGGGUUACUGUCUCAGAAGGUUUACAUUAAUAUUGAGGUUUUUUUAGUCCUAAAUGUAAUUUAUAAGUUAGAAAAACUGUCGAUCUUCUGCUGGUUCUGCUUCAGCUUCUGUUGUUGAACGUUAUUCUGAUGGAUAUAAACUCCAAGAACCGUUUCCCUGCUUUCCUCCGUGGUUUAAUGUUGCUGUAAGUUAUUUAUGUACCUAGAUUUCUGUGAAUGUUUCUCUCUGCCUGUUCCCUCUGCUGACAAUCGUCUUCAUUUCUCGGACCAGCCGGCUGUUUCGCUGCUGUAGGUGUCUGAAGAAAAAGAGGCUCCGUCUUCUCCUGCUGAUGGCUAGACAAUCACGCUGACCAUAGAAAGUUACACGUAGAGCUCCUGUACGCUGUGUGGAGACUUGCUGUUUGUCCCUGGAGAACUGUGAAACAUGCGGGCUUUCAUGUUGUAGUGUACAGAAUUCAAGUCAAACGUUUUCUGUGUAUUUAUAGAGAAACCGGGUUGAAUACUUUUUUUUGUUGUUGUCAGUACUGUCUGGAUGUUUCAGUCCUUGGAGAAGAUUCACCAGUAAUAACUGAUGGAAGAUGUCAAUUAAAGGACUAAUCCUGUGUUUUCUGAGA
This is a messenger RNA of Fundulus heteroclitus (mummichog), 1495 nucleotides long. It is a transcript of the gene faima, whose product is annotated as Fas apoptotic inhibitory molecule a. NCBI's taxonomy places the organism in Eukaryota, Metazoa, Chordata, Actinopteri, Cyprinodontiformes, Fundulidae. Gene Ontology annotation, biological process: positive regulation of neurogenesis; negative regulation of extrinsic apoptotic signaling pathway via death domain receptors; canonical NF-kappaB signal transduction. Bases 154 to 696 code for a protein of 180 amino acids. The record is from RefSeq and is a predicted model, not a curated record. The transcript is spliced from 5 exons.